Messenger RNA from Moneuplotes crassus, 1840 nucleotides. Lineage: Eukaryota; Ciliophora; Spirotrichea; Euplotida; Euplotidae. The record is from the annotation of a GenBank genome assembly.
GCUGAGGAUAAUAUUAUUAAGAAAAAAUUAGUGAAAUGGAAAUGCAAGCAAAAUUCCAAGACAAAUGUGUUGAGAUUCUCGAGGAGUGUGAACAGUAUGAUCUUUUGGAAAAAUACGAGCAGGCCACUGAAGAGGAAAAGGACUCUCUUGCACAACAAAUCGUCAAGCUAGAUUUCGACUUUAAAGGAGGAUUAGCUGAGUAUUGUGAAAGAGCAAGAGAUUUAUUGAAUGACUCAAAAAUGGGUGUAAACCCAUUUGGAGGAUUCAUUCCGUCCGUUCCAACUGGAAUAAAUGUUGAAGCUAAUUCCAAGGAGUUCCAUCAGCUUGAAGCAAUUGGAAUGUCAAAUAUGGCAGAUGCAUGCUUUGUUCUUGUGGCUGGAGGAUUAGGUGAGAGACUAGGAUAUUCAUCAAUUAAGGUCGGCUUACCCCUUACUCUCUUGGAUAAAGAGCUUUGUUAUCUUAAGUACUAUUGUGAAUAUAUCAAAGCUUUUGAGUCACGUGUAAUUGUAGAUCUUGAUGAAGAAGAACAGAAAGAGUUCUACAUCCCACUCUGCAUAAUGACCUCAGGAGAUACUCACGAGAAAACCCUUGCCUUACUACAGGAGAAAGAUAACUUUGGAAUGAAGAAAGACCAAAUCACUGUAGUCAAGCAGGAGAAGGUUCCUGCAUUAAUUGAUAACAAUGCGAAUUUCUCAGUUAUCAAGGGUAAACUAGAAAUCGAAACUAAGCCUCAUGGACAUGGAGACGUUCAUACACUACUACAUCAGCAUGGAGUGAUCCAGAAGUGGGCUAAAAUGGAAAAGAGAUGGGUGAUCUUCUUCCAAGACACUAAUGCUCUGGUUUUUAGAGCUCUUCCGUCUGCCCUAGGAGUGAGUGUAAGAAAAGAUUUCGAUGUAAAUAGUAUCUGUGUUCCUAGAAAACCAGGUGAAGCUAUGGGAGGAAUUGCCACACUUACUAAUGAAGCUGUGAAUCAGAAAAUCACUAUAAAUGUUGAAUAUAACCAGCUUGAUCCUCUUCUCAAAGCCUCUUGGAAUGAAAAUGGAGACGUUGCUGAUAAGAGUGGCAAUAGUUUCUUCCCAGGGAAUUCUAAUAUUAUCUUGAUUAAAGUAUCUACAUAUCUGGAUACUUUAGAUAAGACUCAGGGUUUAAUUCCAGAGUUUGUGAAUCCUAAAUAUAAAGAUGAGGAAAAAGAAGUCUUUAAGUCAUCGACUAGGCUAGAGUGAAUGAUGCAAGAUUUCCCAAAGCUACUUGAUAAGACUUCUAAUGUAGGUUUCUCUUGUUACGAGAGAUGGAUCAGCUACUCUGCUGUGAAAAAUAAUAUAAUUGAUGCUGCAGCCAAAUUUGACCAAGGUCUUAGCCCAGAGUGAGCAUCUACUGGUGAAUAUUCUCUAUUUGACUGUAAUGCGAGAUUGCUAGAGAUGAUUGGCCUUAAUAUAGAAGAAACUAACGAGGAGGACUUAAAGGACUUCCAAGGCAUUAGAAUCAGAGAUGGUGCAAAGAUCUUCCUUCACCCAUCAUUUGGAGUGACUUUGAAAGAAAUAAGAGAGAAAAUUACAGGUGAAAAUUUUAUUUCAAAGAAAUCUAUUCUAUGGCUAGAGGGACAAGAAACUAGUAUCCAUGACUUGCAUCUUGACUCUACCCUUGUUACUUCUGCAGAUUCUUUCGAAGUUGGUGGAGAAUAUAAUGAUCAAAAAUAUAUUGAAUACGUUCCUCUUGAUCCAACAGAGGAAGGUUUUGAUGAGCUAGAUGAAGUAAUCAAGAUCAGAGGAUUUAGACUCUCGGUUCCUGAAGAAUUCGAUGAUCUCAACAUUAUUUCUAACUAACUAAAAAUAAACAAGAA